CCAACCGCAUCACGUCACUCACCACAUCCCUCUCCGCACCCAUCGCAACCAUGCUCUCCGGCAUUCAAAAUGUGCGGCAAAACGCCAUACAGAUCCUCAAUUUCGGGCUGGUCCUGAGCACCGCCUUUAUGAUGUGGAAAGGUCUCUCCGUUCUCACCAACUCCCCCAGCCCGAUCGUGGUCGUUCUCAGUGGAUCCAUGGAACCUGCGUUCCAGCGUGGCGAUCUCCUCUUCCUUCGGAAUACGCAGCCGUCGUUGAAUGUCGGUGAGAUUGUGGUGUAUCAGGUCAAGGAUAAGGAUAUUCCGAUCGUGCAUCGGGUGGUGAGGCAGUUUGGGGAGGGACCACAAUCCAAACUCCUCACAAAAGGCGACAACAACAUCGCCGACGACACGGAACUCUACGCGCGCGGACAAGAUUAUCUCGAUCGAGAGGAUGUCGUGGGCAGUGUGUUUGGGUAUAUUCCGUUUGUGGGGUAUGUGACGAUUCUCCUGUCGGAGCAUCCGUGGUUGAAGACGGUCAUGUUGGGGGUUAUGGGGGUGUUGGUGCUUUUGCAGAGGGAAUAAUAAAAUUAUGGUGUUUGUGUUUUUUCUUUUUUCUCUUUUUCAAUGGGAUUUGUUAUUUGUGUUGGUUGAUAUGGGUUGGGUUGGGUUCGGAAUUUAUUGUUUGUUUGUGUUUCUGAGAUUAGGAGUUGAGAUUGGG
This is a messenger RNA of Aspergillus ibericus CBS 121593, 699 nucleotides long. RefSeq names its product signal peptidase complex catalytic subunit SEC11 (gene sec11). Lineage: Eukaryota; Fungi; Ascomycota; Eurotiomycetes; Eurotiales; Aspergillaceae. The record is from RefSeq and is a predicted model, not a curated record. Bases 51 to 563 code for a protein of 170 amino acids. Gene Ontology annotation, molecular function: serine-type endopeptidase activity. The transcript has 3 exons. Gene Ontology annotation, cellular component: membrane; signal peptidase complex.